Messenger RNA from Mytilus trossulus (common blue mussel), 2185 nucleotides. Its product is annotated as neuronal acetylcholine receptor subunit alpha-10-like. Gene Ontology annotation, molecular function: acetylcholine-gated monoatomic cation-selective channel activity; transmembrane signaling receptor activity. NCBI's taxonomy places the organism in Eukaryota, Metazoa, Mollusca, Bivalvia, Mytilida, Mytilidae. The record is from RefSeq and is a predicted model, not a curated record. Gene Ontology annotation, cellular component: synapse; neuron projection; plasma membrane. The transcript has 6 exons. The coding region runs from base 72 to 1688 and encodes 538 amino acids. Gene Ontology annotation, biological process: chemical synaptic transmission; signal transduction; regulation of membrane potential.
UUCCUGGCUGCAAGCUUCUGCUAUACAUUCAUAUUCUUUUAUAAUGUUGUUGAUUCCUUAUCUUUUUCAAAAUGGAGGAGUUGCGUAUUUUUAUUUUUACAAUCUUUGUAAUCAACUUUUUUCCUCUGAUCUUUUCUGAAAAAAUAGAAGGAACAGAAAAAAGACUGUUUAGAGAAUUAUUUCAGAGUUAUAGCACUUCACCAAGACCUACAAAAUCUGCCGACGUUCCAGUUGUGGUGAAAUUUGGCGUUGCGUUAAACCAAAUUCUUGAUUUGGAUGAGAAGAAACAGAUACUGACUUCUUCUGUUUGGAUAACUGAGUGUUGGAAAGACGAGGAACUUGUAUGGUCAGUUUCGGAGUAUGACGGACUGGACACCCUUAUUGUACCAUCAUCAAAGUUAUGGAAUCCUGAUAUUUUCAUUUUCAAUACUGCUGGCAACAAAAUCGACGACUUUGUUAAUGUAACUGGCGGGAGACUGAUGAUUCAGAAUGACGGUGACAUCACGUGGCUUAUACCUAUAAUGACUAAAAGCGUCUGUCGUGUGGAUGCUACAUUCUUUCCGUACGACGAACAGAUAUGUGAAAUACAUUUUGGAUCGUGGAUUUAUGAUGAAACUCAGUUAGACCUUCAACCCGUCCAAACAAAACCAGGUUUAGAUGACUAUGUGGUAAAUAGCGAAUUUGAUUUGGUCGACGCGAGCCUCAGGCGAGAGGUUGUCGACUCAAAAUGCUGUCCAGGAAACGGUAAUCACCCUAUGGUUGUGUUAAAGGUCAACUUGAAGAGGAAGUCUAGAUACUAUGAAUAUAUCGUAAUAGCACCAACUAUGUUACUGAGUAUUCUAUCAUUGUUUUCGUUUUGUCUACCGUCACAUCAUGGGGACAAGAUAUCAAUCGGACUGACUGUUUUCCUUACUCUGUAUGUUCUACAGUUACUUAUAUCUGACAACGUUCCCGACACCAAUACAACGCCCAUACUAGGAAUUCUAACAUUUUUAGUUAUGACAUUCAACUGUACGUCCCUUAUCAUGUCGACGUUGGUCAUGAAUAUUAAAAACCGCGGGAAACGAAACCCGAUACCAGAAGUGCCUCCAUUUCUGUCUAAAGCGUGCAAAGGAUUUUUAGGUAAAAUUACAUGUUCAAAGUUUUCGUCUCGCGUUGACAAAUUCUACUUGUGUUCCGAUACGUCAAACCAAGAUUUAAAUGUACAUAAAGAAUAUGAUAGAGGUAAAGUGCAUUUCAAUGAACCGGUAAUACCUGACAGGAAAACACCCGAGAAUGAAGACGACAUCCUGGAACUUGCAGACUUACUAAACGAAAAAGAACCUCUUUGUCCUGACGUAUUGACUAACAGUUCAUCAGAGAGUAAUCUAAAACCAUGUAAUCUCGAAGAUCCAUUUCGAUUCAAUCGACAAAAAUUACGGAGAUCUUACAAGCUUGCGCUACGAAAAGGUUUAGUACGAACGGAACGCCACCAGCAUGCAGAAGACAAUGACGAUGAAAGGAAUGAUAACGAUGACAGUGAAGAUAGUGACAAUGAAUUUAACAUUCAUCAGCAAAACAUGUUAUUGAAACAAGAAUGGUAUUUCAUAGCGGAAACAGUAGAACGGGCUUCUUUUAUUGUAUAUGUUAUUGCUACAUUUAUCACUAUAAUGACUAUUCUAGUUAUUAUACCGUUAUAUACCAGAUAAUUCUCCAAAGUUUCACAAACCUUUAAAAAAGUUCUUCAAAGUUAUAAAACAGUUCCGCAAAGUUACUAUACAAAUUCCCGUAAAAAAACCACAGGUGUUGAAUUUUGUAAUUUAAAUGAAUAAAAAAUCCAUGCAUACUCGAUGAAUAACGAGAAUGGGGACACAGAGUCAAUCUAUACAUCAGGGAUAUCUUGAAUGAGGAAUGUAGAACUGAUUGGUGACUAAAUCAAGGUUCAUCUAAAGGAAUUGAAUAUAUGGCUGUGUUUACACCACAGAAUCAUGGACCCCAUACAAUAAUUUCAUAUACCCUUAUUUCUAAUAUUAAAUUGGGAAACAGAUCAAACCAAAAAAUCAUAACAUGGACCAAUGAACCAUGAAAAUGAAAAUUGUCCCUUCAAGGCAGCCAUAUACACAUUACAAUCAUUCGAUUAAAUUUUAAAUUAUACAAUUGUAUAAAAGAAACUCGGAGUCAAUUGCAGCUGCAGAGAAAAGAAGAA